Messenger RNA from Hyaloscypha bicolor E, 1430 nucleotides. RefSeq lists its product as uncharacterized. The coding region runs from base 201 to 1238 and encodes 345 amino acids. The record is from RefSeq and is a predicted model, not a curated record. NCBI's taxonomy places the organism in Eukaryota, Fungi, Ascomycota, Leotiomycetes, Helotiales, Hyaloscyphaceae. The transcript has 2 exons.
CGGAACGAUGUUGCACUAGGCGAAGGAAAUGAGAGUUGAGAGCUGGCACUGCCUGAUACAGCCCGGGAGCUUCAUACAUCAUAAAGCAUAAAAAAAGGACGAUAUUAUGCUUUUCUCGCCUUCUGAUACCAGUUCAAUUCUUCUUCUCAAUCUUAUCCUCCAAAAGCGAACCAUCUUCGCAGUUUAAACCCACACUCAUCAUGCCUUCGGCGAAGAUGCCCUUGCAAUUUCAAACCCUCACCACAGUUCCCUUGUCAGAUAAAGAACGCAUCUCUCAAACGAUCACACCCGAAAACGUUGCAAUUGCUCUCGCUGCCCUACACCGAGAUGGGAUCGUCUGCCUAUCUAAUGCUGUCGAUGUCACACACAUUGAAACGCUCAACACCAUCCUCUCCAACGAAGCUGAAAUCAUGGCCAAACUCUCUACCACCCACUUCAACGAUAACUCCACAGACGGUCGCCCAACCGGUAACAUGUCGCAGGGGCCCCCUCUCAAACCAGAACUCAUGUACCGCGACAUAUGGGCCAACGGUCCCGCCGCCAAAGUGAUCUCGUCAAUCCUCGGCCCCAAUCCGCACGUCAAUUAUGUGAACGGGAACACCGCUCUGGGAGGCUUUAAUGGAGCACGUCAAAACGUUCAUGCAGAUCUGAGCUUCAACCACGGCCUCUUCCCCUUCGCUCUCGUCGCAAACUAUUACCUCGUCGACACCUCCCCCGCGAACGGAAGCACUGAGCUCUGGCUCGGCACACACCGCGACACCUCGUUUGCCGACCACAAGAACUGCCAGACUGACGAGCCCAUAACAGGCGAAGAAGCGAAAUUCGGGAUCCGCAACGAGCUGCUCGAAGCAAGGCGAGAAUACGCGCCGCCGAUCCAAGCCAGUGUGCCGAAGGGGUCGGUUGUGCUUCGCGACCUGCGGCUCUGGCAUGCAGGUCUCUGCAACCCCAGUCCUGAUCCGAGAAUCAUGCUUGCAUUCGUGCAUACACCAUGGUGGUACCAGUGUCCUGCGAAGGUCGUUCUUCCUGAGGCUGCGCGUGAAGUGGUGGAGAGCUGGAGUAAAGGCGAUGCACCCGUCGUGUAUGAUGCACAUUAUGUUCCUGCCGAAUUGGACAAUAAGAAGGUGAAGUUCAACCCGAAUUUCAGUAGUGCGAAUCAGGGGUAUUUGUCUGUGUUGCCUGAUUUGCCAAGGGGGUUUGUGUUUGGAAUGGAUGAUGUGGAUGUUAGUGUAAAUGCUUAAGUUCUUUGGUCAUGGCGUUCAUAUACGCGUUCCGCUCCUGUUUUCUCAUGUUUGUGCUUGUAUUUGAUUUUAAAUCAGCUAAAUCCUAUCACGUAUCAAACAUUCCAGCCGUGUGUCCAUAGGGGCUCCAACCCUCCACCCGACCGUUGGUGUCGAAAGCACCUAAGUGCUUUCCACUAUCUCUACUGUGUU